Sphaeroforma arctica JP610 is the source of this 1062-nucleotide messenger RNA. RefSeq lists its product as hypothetical. Bases 1 to 1062 code for a protein of 353 amino acids. The transcript has 8 exons. Lineage: Eukaryota; Ichthyosporea; Ichthyophonida. The record is from RefSeq and is a predicted model, not a curated record.
AUGAAUGCUAUUCGUAUAGACGCCCGCUCGGAAUACGCCAGGUAUGCUAAGCUAGACUAUCUCGGCAACCUCGAUUUGGACGACAUCACCUCACCUCUGGAGAAGCCGCGCGAGAUGCACAUAGACACACACUGCAUCUGCGAAACGUACCAAGAGAAGGACGUACGCCUGGUGCUGCACUUUGACGUCAAUAAGACCAUUAUCAUGCAGGAUCAGGCAGCCAAUAAGAGUGUGGAGGAUACGGUUAACGACGUGCUGUGUGACAGCACUUGGGGUAUCAUCGAUGUGGAGCCGUUGGUACCCACUUGGACCGCGUGUCUGAAGCACCCGUCGAUCAAGCCACCCGUUAUUGAGGGCGAGCUGAUUGGUUCGUACAAGACCUUCGUAGAUCGAUAUUACCUACCAUACACUCCGUUGCGUGCGGGUGAGACGAAAGAGGAGAUGAUCGCGCGCCAUACGAAAGUGAGGACUAAGCGUCGGGGGAUGGUCUCUACCUUCACCAGCAAAGGUCACCCAGGUGAAUGUUUCCGAAAGUUCUACAGACGUCUCUUGGAUAGGCUGAAAAUCGAGCAAGUGGUGCCGCUCAAGAAAAGUGAACAAUUCGACGAGCCCCUACGCACCUUUGUGCACAAAGAAACAGUAGUGGAUAAUGUCGAGGAGGAUGGCAACUACGAUAAUGCGCAGCCAGACUCGGUUGCUGACACCCUCAAGGGCCAGAGAGGGUCGUCAGCAGCCAUCGAUGAGAAUCAAGUGGAUAAGCCCUUCGAUACAAAGUACCACUUUCUCAUUCCGUCGUUCUUCGAGCUGAUUCUGCAUCUAACCAAGGUUGACCGCCAGUUCUACCUGAUAUUCCGCACUUUCGGGACAGAACUGAUGAACGUGCUGAAGGCUUUGCAGGAUUUCUGUGAGGGGAACCACAAGGACUAUCCGUUUGUACCCAAAUCGCUCACGGCCAAACUUAUUCCUCCGCACAUGCACGACAAUCACCAAAUAGCCGCCAUGUAUAGGGAUGGUCUGCAACCGAUGCAGGACUGCUAUUCUAAAGGCGGGGCUGGUAGAUAG